Piliocolobus tephrosceles (Ugandan red Colobus) is the source of this 3131-nucleotide messenger RNA. It is a transcript of the gene ANKRD23, whose product is annotated as ankyrin repeat domain 23. Gene Ontology annotation, cellular component: nucleus. Bases 1 to 1533 code for a protein of 510 amino acids. NCBI's taxonomy places the organism in Eukaryota, Metazoa, Chordata, Mammalia, Primates, Cercopithecidae. The record is from RefSeq and is a predicted model, not a curated record. Gene Ontology annotation, molecular function: transcription cis-regulatory region binding; protein binding. The transcript is spliced from 9 exons. Gene Ontology annotation, biological process: positive regulation of transcription by RNA polymerase II.
AUGGCGACGCCGAGGCCCUGCGCUGAUGGGCCCUGCUGCUCGCAUCCCGGCGCGGUGCUCGGCGUACAGCAGACGCUGGAGGAGAUGGACUUCGAGAGGGGUGAGGCUGCCGCGCGGCCUUGGUGGCUCUCGCCAGGCCCCGGCCCAAGGAGGAGGCGCGGGGCCAAGGAGAGGCGGGUGAACUGGGCCCCGAGAGCUUGGGGCCUGGUGCAGGAGGGCGGGCGGGACUCGUGGUUCCCGCGUACUGAGAGCCUGCCAGGGGCCCGCACUAGCUCAGCCAGGAGGCAUCUGUGUCGCGGGCGGCGGGGAAGCCGAGACACUGGUUUCCAUAACCCUCCCGAGUGGCGGGGGACGACCUCACCUGGGAGACGCAAGCCUGCUCAGGUGUCGGAGAGAGGGGCCGGGGAGCAGAAUCUGCACCUGGGGCAUUGCACCCCUCCUGAGGGGCUGCAGGCCUGGGGGCUGCGCGGUGAAGGAGGGCACUGGCCCUUGUUUGGCCCCGGGUGCCAGGCAGCCUGCAUGCUUUGGAGAUGGCAAGAACUUCGCACGGGCAGCCUUCGAGGCAGGGCACGGUAUCUCAUCUGUGGGACCCAGAGAGGGCUCCUCCAAUUUUCCCAACUCGGUACUCAUAUCCUGUUCCUACAGGUAAGUGGAGAAGGAGUUGAAGGGAAGGUGUUGGGAUUUGGACGUGGACUUCCUGACCCUGGAGCCUGGCCUACUGACUGGAGGGGCCCCCAAGAGGCUGUGGCCCGGGAGAAGCUGAAACUGGAAGAAGAGAAGAAGAAGAAACUUGAAAGAUUUAACAGUUCCAGAGUUCAUCUGGAUAACCUGGCUGACUUGGAAAACUUGGUUCAAAGACGGAAAAAGCGACUGAGACAGAGAGUCCCCCCCAGGAAACCCGAGCCCCUGGUUAAGCCGCAGCCCCAGGCCCAGGUGGAGCCUGUGGACCUGGAGAUGUUCCUGAAGGCAGCUGCUGAGAACCAGGAGUCCCUGAUUGACAAGUACCUGACAGACGGAGGGGACCCCAGUGCCCAUGACAAGCUCCACCGCACCGCCUUGCACUGGGCCUGUCUGAAGGGUCACAGCCAGCUGGUGAACAAGCUGCUGGCGGCAGGUGCCACCGUGGAUGCACAGGACUUGCUGGACAGGACACCUGUGUUUUGGGCCUGCCGCGGAGGACAUCUGGACAGCCUCAAACAGUUGCUUAACCAGGGAGCCCGGGUCAACGCCCGGGACAAGAUUGGGAGCACCCCCCUGCAUGUGGCCGUGCGCACCCGGCACCCAGACUGCCUGGAGCACCUCAUCGAGUGUGGCGCCCACCUGAACGCACAGGAUAAGGAAGGGGACACGGCUCUGCACGAGGCCGUGCGGCACGGCAGCUACAAAGCCAUGAAGCUGCUGCUGCUCUACGGCGCCGAGCUGGGGGUGCGGAACGCGGCCUCCGUGACCCCGGUGCAGCUGGCUCGAGACUGGCAGCGCGGCAUCCGGGAGGCCCUGCAGGCCCACGUGGCGCAUCCCCGCACCCGGUGCUGACCGCGGCCCCCGGCCUUGUGCACUGCCACCAUUCCCUCCCGUGCCCCGCCCCCGCGUCUGCGCCUCCGUGGUUCCUGCCCUCAGCCCAGGUUCCUGCCUCUCGGGGCUGUGCCUCCUCAGCAGCCCUUGCAGAACUGAGGAGUGGCACCCGGCCCAGCAGGCAAAGAGAGGGGCCUCCCUGACUUCGACUGUCAAGGGAGCCGCGUUCCCUCCCAGGGCUGGAGCAGAGGACCACGGGGGAGCUUUCGGAAAGCGCAGGUCCAGACGAGGGCCAGGAAGGGGAGGAGAGUGAGGGCCAAGAAGGGAGCCCGAAGGGAGCAGUCCCAGGCUGCAGCCACCCAGGGCUGGGUCUGGGAAUCCUCAGUGUCCACUUGUCCCAGGUUAGGGGCUUGCCUUGCUCUCCCCAGGGCCAGUCUCUGCAGGUGGGGACUCAGCCUGGGGCCGGCAGAUGCCAUCCAGGAUGUACAAGGGGCAGCCAAGGCAGGCCGUGCAGGGGCCGGGCCUGUCUGCAGCUGGUGGAUGCCCAUGGGCAAGGCUUUCUCCGGGGAUCCCAUUCCUGUCAGUAGCAACCCUGGCAGUGUCUGGGGCAGCUCUAGACACCUUUGGUCGUAGGGACUCUGGAGGUGGGUUCUGGCCGUCUGAGGUCUCAACAGGUUUGAGGCCCCACAGCAACGGAAGUCCAGGACCCACUAGGUUGCCUCAGAAGUCCUAAGACUGAUGAGCUGGAGCACGUAUUUGAGAAGCCUUGCACCCACUGUGCACUGGCCCUGCUCAGGCCGGCCUGGCACAGUCGCCUGCUGGCGGCUCUCAUGGGGAAGUGCCCGGGCACUGGGGAUUGCUUGUGGCCCACUCAACUCUUGGGGCGGUGGCCCGUAACCCGUUUGCCUGAGGCUCUUAUGUCCCUGGUACUGGAGCUUGAGCUCUUGCCUGGAACCCUGCAGCUGCACCCACCCUGCUUGAUCUUACCUGAGAGGCCAGGACACUGAGGGGCUCUGAACCCAGCCCACAGGGAAGCAGGGGAAGGUGAGGCCCUCCCCCCGCCGGCCCUUCCCUGCUCUCUGGUGGUCUAAGGACCCAAGCUCCCUAGACUUCUUCCUUUUCCACUGUCUGUACGUUUCAAAUUACACGGGUGUAGACCUGUACUGCUGGCGGGGCUGGGCCCCUGAAUGCCAGAAAGUGAACCUUAACAAGCUCUGCCCUAAACUGAGAACCGUAUGCUGAGGGAAGGGCUGAAAGGUGAAGGCUCAGGCUCCCUCACAUGGGUCCCGGGUUACAUUAGGUACCAGGCUGAUAGGCAUUUGGCCAUGCUGAUUUUUAGUCUGCCUUAGGUGGCCUUCUCAGGCCCAGAACAAGGCUGUUGUUACUAAGUGGAAAAGCUGACCAGUGCUCCACACUUGGGGCACACACCUUUCCAUGAGCAGCUCCUGCCCUGUGGCGACAGAGCCAGCGGGCACCAGACACUGGUGCCAUGGCGAAGCAGGUGUUCAAGACCAUGGAGAAGACAAAUCCUCAUCUAGAAAUGAGGACACCUCAGUGACAAACACACCUUUUUAUACCGACCAGUAUCUUCUGUUCAUUAAAACGGGCUCUCCAUUACA